Molecule: messenger RNA, 3267 nt
Organism: Kogia breviceps (pygmy sperm whale)
Lineage: Eukaryota; Metazoa; Chordata; Mammalia; Artiodactyla; Physeteridae
Gene: NLRC3
Product: NLR family CARD domain containing 3
Biological process (GO): intracellular signal transduction; negative regulation of canonical NF-kappaB signal transduction
Cellular component (GO): cytosol
Molecular function (GO): protein binding
Source: RefSeq, a predicted model, not a curated record
GCAAUCCCAGACUCCAUGAGGAAGCAGGAGGUGCACACAGGCAGGGAGGCUGGCCAGGGCCGCGGUGCUGGCUCCCCAGCCGAGCAGGUGAAAGCCCUAGUGGACCUGCUGGCUGGGAAGGGCAGUCAGGGCUCCUAGGCCCCGCAGUCCCCUGACAGGACGCCAGAGUCCCCGCUGAGGCCCCAUGGCAAUGACUUGAGGAUACAGAGGCACUGAGAGGCCCUUCUGAACAGGAUGGGAGGCAUCCCUGAGCUGGGCAGCCCCUCCCCCAGGUUGACCCACCUCCUGCUGGUGGAGGGCCUGAUGGACCUGCAACUGAGGGAACACGACUUCACACAGGUGGAGGCCACGCGUGGGGGCUGGUGCUCCGACAGGACCAUCGCCCUGGACAGGCUCUUCCUGCCUCUGUCGCGGGUGUCCAUCCUGCCCUGCAUCUCCAUCACCAUUGGGGUGGCUGGCGUGGGCAAGACCACCCUGGUGAGGAACUUUGUCCACCUCUGGGCCCGGGGGCAGGUGGGCAAGGACUUCUCGCUGGUGCUGCCUUUGACCUUCCGGGAUCUCAACACCCAUGAGCAGCUGUCUGCAGACAGACUUGUCCGCUCUGUCUUCCCACACAUGGAGGAAACUGGCCUGGCGUUAGCAGCCCUAACCAAAGUCCUCCUUGUCCUGGACGGCCUGGAUGAGUGUAAGACGCCCCUGGACUUCUCCAACACCAUGGUCAGAGACCCCAAGAAGGAGAUCCAAGUGGACCAUCUGAUCACCAACAUCAUCCAGGGCAACCUCUUCCCAGGUGUUUCUGUCUGGGUCACCUCCCGCCCCAGCGCGGCUGGCCAGAUCCUGGGGGGCCUGGUGGACCAGAUGACCGAGAUCCGGGGCUUCAAUGAGGAGGAGAUCAAGAUGUGUCUGGGGCAGAUGUUCCCUGAGGACCAGGUCCUCUCGGGCUGGGUCUUGAGCCAGAUGCAGGCUGACAGGCCCCUGUAUUUGAUGUGCACUCUCCCAGCCUUCUGCCGUCUGGUGGGGUCAGUGCUGGGCCACCUGCACUGCAACAGGCCAGGGCCCCAGGACGCAGAGCUGUGGCCUCUGAGGACCCUGUGUGAACUCUACUCAUGGUACUUCAGAAUGGCCCUCAGCAGGGAGGGGCAGGAGAAGGGCAAGGCGAGCCCCUGCAUUGAGCAACUGGCCCAUGGCUGCCGCAAGAUGGUGGGGACACUGGGCCGGCUGGCCUUCCAUGGGCUGGUCAGGAAGAAGUACGUGUUCUAUGAGCCAGACCUCAAGGUGUUCGGCGUGGACCUUGCUCUGCUGCAGACCGCCCUGUGCAGCUGCUUCCUACAGCGGGAGGAGACACUGGCCUCGGCAGCCUACUACUUCACCCACCUGUCCCUGCAGGAGUUUGUGGCAGCUGCCUACUACUAAAGCGCGUCCAAGAGGGCCAUCUUCGACCUCUUCACUGAGGGUGGCAUGUCCUGGCCCCGGCUUGGCUUCCUCACGCACUUCAGGAGUGCGGCCCAGAGGGCCAUGCAGGCCAAGGGUGGGCGGCUCGACGUCUUCCUGUGCUUCCUCUCAGGCCUCUUGUCUCCGAGGGUCAAUGUGCUGCUGGCCGGCUCCCUGCUGACCCAGGGCGAGCACCAGGGCUACCGGGCCCAGGUGGCCAAGCUCCUGAAGGGCUGCCUGUGCCCCAACAUGGUGGUCUGUGCCCGGGCCAUCAAUGUCCUGCACUGCCUGCGCAAGCUGCAGCACACGGAGCUGGCCCACAGAGUGGAGUAGGCCAUGGCAAGCAGGGGCCUGGCUGGGCUGACCAGUCCCCCACACUGCGCUGCCCUGGCCUACCUCCUGCAGGUGUCUGAUGUCUGCGCCCAGGAGGCCAACCUGUCCCUGUACCUCAGCCAGGGGGUCCUCCAGAGCCUGCUGCCCCAGCUGCUCUACUGCCAGAGUCUGAGGCUGGACACCAACCAGUUCCAGGACCCCAUGAUGGAACUGCUGGGCAGUGUGCUGAGCGGGAAGGACUGUCGCAUUCAGAGGAUCACCUUGGCUGAGAACCAGAUCAGUAACAAAGGGGCAAAAGCUCUGGCCAGAUCCCUCCUCGUCAACAGAAGUCUCACGACUCUGGACCUCCGCAGUAACUCCAUUGGACCUCAAGGGGCCAAGGCACUGGCAGAUGCUCUGAAGAUCAACCGCACUCUGGCCUCUCUGAGCCUCUAGAGCAACAGGAUCAGGGAUGACGGUGCCAGGUUCAUGGCUGAGGCCUUGGCUGCCAACCGGACCCUCUCUGUGCUGCACCUGCAGAAGAACAGCAUUGGGCCAGUGGGAACCCAGCAGAUGGCAGAGGCCCUGAAGCAGAACAGGAGUCUGAAGGAGCUCAUGUUCUCCAGUAACAGCAUUGGCGAUGGAGGUGCCAAGGCCCUGGCGGAGGCCCUGAAGGUGAACCAGGGCCUGAAGAGCCUGGAACUGCAAAGCAAUUCCAUCAGUGACCUGGGAGUGGCAGCGCUGAUGGAAGCCCUCUGCACCAACCAGAUGCUCCUCAGCCUCAACCUGCGAGAAAACUCCAUCAGCCCAGAGGGAGCCCAGGAUCUGGCUCGCGUUCUCCGCACCAACAGCACCCUGAAGAGCCUGGACCUGACAGCCAACCUGCUCCACGACCAGGGUGCCCAGGCCAUCGCAGGCAGAGAAAACCGCACCCUCACAUCCCUUCACCCACAGUGGAACUUUAUCCAGGCCGGUGCUGCCAAGGCCCUGGGACAAGCGCUACAGCUCAACAUGAGCCUGACCAGCCUUGAUUUACAGGAAAAUGCCAUCGGGGACGAAGGCGCUUCUGCAGUGGCCAGUGCGCUAAAGGCGAACACAGCUCUCACUGCUCUCUAUCUCCAGGUGGCCUCCAUUGGUGCCCCUGGGGCCCAGGCACUCAGGGAGGCCCUGGCUGUGAACAGAACCUUGGAGAUUCUUGACUUAAGAGGAAAUGCCAUUGGGGUGGCCGGAACCAAAGCCUUGGCGAAUGCUCUGAAGGUCAACUCAAGUCUCUGAAGACUCAAUCUCCAAGAGAAUUCCUUGGGAAUGGACGGGACGAUAUGUGUUACCACCGCACUGUCUGGAAACCACGGGCUACAGCACAUCAAUCUCCAGCGAAAUCACAUUGGAGAAUCUGGUGCCAGGAUGAUCUCAGAGGCUAUCAAGACAAAUGCCUCCUCAUGCACUGUUGAAAUGUGAGCAAAACAAGUUCCUGGUGGACCAGGCAGAAGAAUGGCAGAGACUCAGCUGGAAGUUUUCCAACAA